AUGGCGAACUCCUCAAGUCUUCUCUUUGAAGCCCGCUGCCUUCGUGAGGUAGUUCGCUGCUCACUUGCUGAUGAAGACCCCUGUCAGGGUGGCUCGCACAAAGUGUUCAAGAUUGUUUUUAAAGAUUCCGUACAGUGGGCUGCUCGUGUCUGCCAUGAUCCCGACAACUGGAAGUAUGAACUGCGUGCUGUUAAGAUGUUUCAACACAUCAAACAAAGCCACCCAGACAUCAAAGCGCCAGGUGUGCUUUUCAAGGCAGAACACCCUGUUUUAUAUUCAGAGUGGGUUAGUGGCGAACCGCUGGCGGUUUGGAAUUCCCAGAUCCCUCUUAACAAACGCCAAAGGCUCCUCGAGGACCUUGCGGAGUUCCUACUGCAAUUAUGGACCACUGCAGCCCCCCCCCUAAUUUUGAGCCAGAGCCAAAGCCCCGACUAUGCUGGUGAGUAUGACAAGUACACAGAUGUUGGCUUCGCCCAUGGGGACUUGAAUACGUAUAAUAUCAUGAAAGGCGAUCACUUCCAUUUGACAGGGGUUAUCGACUGGGAUUGGAUAUCACUCGCACCGCUUCCCGCUGUGAUUCAUCACCCUUGGUUCAUUGCAGAUAUUCCGGGAUGGAGGAAUAACGGGCUUGCCGAAGGAGAAAGCUUUGGCGACGACCGGUGUUUCCUUGAGAAUGCAAUUAAGGCCAAAGAAACAUCACAACAGUUGCCAGAUACCGUGUCAACACUACUGCGUGAUUCCGGAAGAAGGCUUUUCUUCCAGUCAGCUUUUUACAUUAAGGGCAUCUAUGAGAAAUUUGUUAAGAUGCACUGUACACGGAUAGAAGAGAACAUCAAGGCUGCGACUUUACAGUUGGAUGCUGUGCUUUCCUUGUAUCCCGAGUGGAGCGAAGUAGAAGGGGUGCAUAGGAUUAAGGGGAAACUUGAUGAAUACUAUAUACGAUAG
Aspergillus nomiae NRRL 13137 is the source of this 945-nucleotide messenger RNA. RefSeq lists its product as uncharacterized. The coding region runs from base 1 to 945 and encodes 314 amino acids. NCBI's taxonomy places the organism in Eukaryota, Fungi, Ascomycota, Eurotiomycetes, Eurotiales, Aspergillaceae. The record is from RefSeq and is a predicted model, not a curated record. The transcript is spliced from 3 exons.